Didymodactylos carnosus is the source of this 3027-nucleotide messenger RNA. NCBI's taxonomy places the organism in Eukaryota, Metazoa, Rotifera, Eurotatoria, Philodinida, Philodinidae. The record is from the annotation of a GenBank genome assembly.
AUGUCCCCUGCACCCUUAGACGACGGUGAAAUAACCGUUGUUGAUCAUGAAAAUCUAAACAAUUCUUCGAUGAGUUCAAUUUUAAAUCAAGAUGCAGAUAAUAACAAUACAGUUUUACUACUGAGUGGUGAAAAUGCUUUAACGUUGGGACUAGGGCACUUAUCGUUAGAAUCGAUGGAAAAUGUUGAUUUGGGUGACAUAGACGAACUCGAAAUACAAUCUGAAAGUCAAGAGGCAGAAAUAUCUAGUCCUCUUCCGCUAUCAACAUCUUCAGCACCAGCAACGCCAACUGGAGAAAGGGGUCAAGUGCAGUUUCGUAAUUUUAGCCAGGACAAUAGGGGGAACAGUAAGGACUCGCAACAAUUAGAAGUAAAAUAUUCAUCAAACAAAGGCCUUCUAGACAGCUUUCUUGGAUGUCUAAAACCGAUAUGGAACGUUUGGGGGAAAAUUUACCAAGAUAAUUUGAAAACACCUACUACAGUAAAAGACCAAUGGGAAUAUCCGUUAGAUUCUAUUGUGGAGCUCGUAUUAAUCGGAAAUGGAAUGGAAGGUCAAGUUUAUCGUGGUAAAUUAAACGACAUGGAAAUUGCCUGCAAGCGAGUCAGAACAUUAGACGAAACAAAAAUCCAUCAUUUGAAAAAAUUGAAUCAUGUGAAUGUUGUAAAAUUCAAAGGCAUCUGUGUAUCCGCUCCUAUGUUUUAUAUUCUGAUGGAAUACUGUCAGUACGGAACAUUACAUGAUGUAUUGAAACGACGACGAGAAAAUUCUUGUACAAAACCAACACAAGUUCUUGAUUGGUCAAAACAAAUCUCAUUAGGGAUGAAUUAUUUACAUGCGAAUAAAAUAAUACACCGUGAUUUGAAAUCUCCAAAUAUACUUAUUGGUGCCGGUGAAAAAUUAAAAAUAUCUGAUUUUGGGACAUGUAAACAAAUGUUAAAUCGUCGUAGCCAAGUUAUGUCUUUUAAUGGAACCCACAGUUGGAUGGCACCAGAAGUGAUAAGACAGGAGCCAUGUUCGGAAAAAGUGGAUAUUUGGUCAUUUGGUGUUGUUCUAUGGGAAAUUUUAACCUGUCAAAUACCAUAUCACAAUAUAGAUCCGUCCUCAGUUAUGUUUGGAGUAGGCAAGGGUAGCUUAACCUUACCAAUUCCGUCAUCUGCACCUGAAGGUUUAAAAUUAUUAAUGACAAUGUGUUGGAAUCAAACUCCACGCAAUCGUCCAUCGUUUCAACAAGUCUUGACACAUUUAGAUGUCAAUACACCAGAAAUUAUUCUAUUCGAGCAAGAGCAAGAAUAUCAGACAUUAAAACACAAUUGGUCGAUUGAAAUUAAUGAAAAAUUAAAACCAUUACCGACAAUCGACAUGGCCAGCGUAAUGAAAUUAUCACAUGAUCAAAUACGACAAAAACGUGUCGAAGAAUUACAGCAUAUUCAAGAUAUUCGUCACCAUUAUCAUAAAAAACUACAGCAAACAAAUACAUUGUAUCUUGAAUUAACGACAUUAAUGGUACAACUGGAACAACGUGAAAAUGAAAUAAUAAAAAAAGAACGUGUAUUAAAUAUCAAUAGUGGAAAACAAAAAAGAUUAAUUAGCCCAUUGUUGAAAUAUCAGUAUAAACUCUAUCGAAGAGCGUCAUCUUUACAAAUGAAACUACCAAAUACAAUUAAUAAUGAUAACGUUUGCAAAGUACAUACAAUUUCAAAUCCAUUGUUACAGCAACAGCAACAACUAUCACGUCUACGUCAUUCAUCACAAUCAUCAUCAACAAAUAAACGAAAUUCUUCUAGUCUAGCAACAGAUUCUCAUGAAAUUUCUAAUAAUUCACCCAAGACAUCACAGAAUCCUGUACCAUCAAACACCACAUUAACACAACAGCCAUCGCAAUGCUCUUCGUCGCCAACAGCAUCCAAACCACGUGUGAGAAAAAGGACUAGUCACCAACGUAGUGGUAGCGGUUCUCAAAAAUUUAUAUCAACAAGUGACAGCAACAAACAAACAAAAUGCAUUAACAGUACGUCAAAUGUAGUAAAUGAAACAUCUCAAGGAACAAUGAAACAAACUUCACUAAGUAAAUCUUCAACAGAUAUGAUGAUGGCACCAAUAUCUCAUAAGCGAACUGAAUAUUUUACUUCAGCAGUUAGCGUUCCAUCUAUAUCGGCUGAUAUCGAGCUAUCAUUACUCACUGGCAACAGCACAUCCAGUAACCAAAGACAACCAUUAUCUAGACGAGGGCUUACUCUUGAAAUAGAUAACCCAAUCACAACCGAUACUUUUUUAUCCAUGCACAAACGUUCAUCUACAAUAUCAGCACCGAUACCAACACUUUUUACCUAUGGUCGAAAAUCAUCAAGCAGUGGAGGUGACGAUUGUGAAGAAGUAUAUCCAGGUAUCUUAAAGCAAUCACGUCGUCAAACACGUUUAAGCAGUUGUAAUAGUGGCACAAGUAGCACGAAAAAUACAUUAUCAACAACGUCAACAUUAAAAAAUAGUCCUAAAAGCGGUGAUCAAACAGAUUAUUCAACGCUAUCACAAAAGCAAGAUUAUGACAACGAAACAGCUUUAAGUUUAGUGAACAGUGCAAAUGGUGAUGAUGAAAAUAACAACAUUGGAGAGGAUGAAUUAAAAAUUAGUGGAAAUAUACGAACCGAAAUGAGAAGACAACGAAAUAUGACAUUUUUAUCAUCUUCCUCAAAAACAACUGAUCGAAGUCCGGUAACGACAAAUAGUCAAAUACGGAAAACAUCUGGAACAAAAACUAUGCGUUAUAGUUCAUCUGAAGAAGGAGAAGUUGAAGAGGUAACGAGUGAUCAUUUUGUGAUGGACGAUGAGAAACAUCGACAAAAACAUCAAGAUUCAAAUCGUGUUUCGGGUACCUUUUCAUCAGAAAUAGAUGAUAAUGAAUUAUAUCCAGAAAGUAAUCGUUCAUCAAUCAAAAGCGAGGGUGUUGUCUCCGAUGAAGGUGGUCAUAUCUCUGAUGAGCGACCAGAAUCACGUGAAUCUUGUUUGAAUCAUACGAAUGAUGAUGAAUAG